Molecule: messenger RNA, 495 nt
Organism: Nelumbo nucifera (sacred lotus)
Lineage: Eukaryota; Viridiplantae; Streptophyta; Magnoliopsida; Proteales; Nelumbonaceae
Source: RefSeq, a predicted model, not a curated record
AUGAGUUUCUCUACCAAGAAGCUGUCUGUUCUUCUUCUCCUUCUCUUGAGUAUUCUCUUCCCUCUGAGUGCAAGAACUUCUGCUGACAACACGCUCGAUAAGAAUAGGUUCAACGAUAAUGGGUGUCGUUUUGGAGGUAGGCGUUGUGGAUUCGGCCAUCCAGGAUUUGGUCAUCGUGGUGGUUUAGGUGGUGGAGUUGGAGGUGGGGGUGGUUUUGGUGGAGGUAGAGGUGGCGGUAUUGGAGGUGGUGGAGGUUUUGGGCGUGGUGUAGGUGGUGGUGCAGGAGGAGGUGGUGGUUUUGGCGGUGGUGGUGGAGGGGGUGUAGGUGGCGGGUCAGGAAAAGGUGGAGGCUUUGGAGCUGGGGGUGGUGUAGGUGGUGGUGCUGGAGGAGGUGUUGGUGGAGGUGGAGGUUUUGGUGGUGGCGGAGGAGGUGGUGUUGGUGGUGGCUCUGGUCAUGGUGGUGGUUUUGGAGCUGGUGGUGGUGUGGUGGUGUAG